CACCCUUCACAUGUAAAUAUGGUAGGCUACAAAGGUGCACCUUUUGAUCUAUCUUUUGAUCUAUCAGUGGUACUUUCCCAGUGACAGCUUUUGUACAUUUUGAUGGGGACAUUCUACCUUGUGGAUCCACUGAUGACAGAAAUCAAGUCACGUACAUGUUUCUCGUCAGUGGGUGGAAUGCUGUUCCCUGCAAGCGUGUUAUUAUAUUAAGACGAAACCGCAUUGUUCACAAGAAAGGCAAGAAAGGCAGCGUGUAGUCUUUUAGUCUGUCAUUGCAGAAAUUCCGAGAAGGCGAGACAGAAGUUUUGAAGUCAUACCGUAAGACCAUCUCUACACGAGGAAAGCGCUUUAAACCUGCCAGACCUGCUGUCACGAAAACCCGAGAUGAGGGCGUUUUAUUUUCGAUGGAUUUUACUCUCAGCUCUUUGGAUUGCAGGGAGUGAGAUGCACAUCACAAAUCUCAGAUCAUAUACCAUCAGUGCUGGUCUUGCAUUUAAGCUUGAGUGCAAUGAAGACCGUGAAAUGCAGAAUGUGAGCUGGAGCCGUGUUCCUGAUCAGAGUCUGGAAAGCAUCAGCGGAAUAAACAUUCAUGGAAGCGCGCUAUGGUUUCUGCCUGUUGACCUCUCCCACAGCGGAUCCUACUCCUGUCUCAGCAGAAAGGGCAAUAAAACUGGGGAAACAAUAUUUGACGUCUCCGUUGACAAUAAAGCAUGCCCCUGUGCGAACAGAAAAGACGGAGUAAAGAGCACAAAGGACAUCACUUGUUUGCUUCCUCACAUCUUUGAGAUAGACCCUCAGGCUCAAGUGACCUGGAGAAAUAACUGCCACCCACUCAAUGUGACAAACAGUAAGGUUUUCCCGCUAAACAGAUCCCGAGACAUGGUUGGACUCUAUACGUGCUUUGUGAGCUUUACUUUUGGAGGGCAGAAUUACUCUGCUGCCCAGACUACAGAAAUCUACAGCCACUCUAAGGGUUAUGUGGUGACAAAGCCUGAAAUCAUCUACCCAAAAGAAGAAACACAAAAAGUAACACUUGGUGAAAGUUACACACUGAACUGCAAAGCUCUUGUUGGGAAGAACGACGGUGGAGAAACUUUCAUCUACUGGCUUAAUGGCUUUACAUUUCUCGAACUGGACUACGUCACAAGCAUGUAAGUACAUUUGCCAUUCACUCUUCAUGCAUACAUACAUCUAUCCAUAUUAGGUGUUUCAACG
Sinocyclocheilus anshuiensis is the source of this 1215-nucleotide messenger RNA. RefSeq names its product interleukin-1 receptor-like 2. The transcript is spliced from 7 exons. Bases 385 to 1155 code for a protein of 256 amino acids. Lineage: Eukaryota; Metazoa; Chordata; Actinopteri; Cypriniformes; Cyprinidae. The record is from RefSeq and is a predicted model, not a curated record.